AAGGAUUCGAGGGCUCAGCCACACGUCUCACGCAGGAUUUGCAAUCUCACAUCAGGUCCUAUCUCCUGCGCGACACGAUCAUCCUUUCCUCUUGCGCUUCCCUUUUGACUCCAACUGCAAGUCUAGGGUUGGGGAAAUGGUCAUGGUGAUGUCGCAUAUGGAGUUUGUUGGUUGAGAAAGGAGCGUGCAUUUACUUCGCCUUCGCGUUUUCGUUUUUGCCGGUAUUCCUCACUUCGUUCCCAUUGCCGCUCUCCGAUUCGCAAGGAUGGAGGUUUCGCACGCCCACUACAGCCAGGAGCAAAAACCACAACAAUUAUAUACUCCGAUCCAGUCGGGCCUCGAAGUGGCGCCCCAACAAACCUCAUCCUAUUAUCAAUAUCCUCCCCAGCAAGGUGAGCGGACGAUAUUUGGACUUCGGAGGACAACUUUCUUCCUUAGUGUAGCCUUGGCAGUGGUCAUCAUCGCCGCCGCAGUGGGCGGUGGAGUAGGGGGGACACUUGCCGUCCAGAACGCGAGGAACAGCGCUAAAGCGCCUGCCGCGACCACGACGGUCACCGUAACCGCGACAGUCGGGCAGUCAACGGGCACGACCUCCUCGACCGGCACAGCCUCCUCGACCGGCACGACCUCCUCGACCGGUACGGCGACGGCGACGAGCGGCCUCGUGGUCCCGACGGGCGUCCUGGCGCUCGACUGCCCGGCCCUCGCCAACGCCGGCACGCAGACGAUCACACUGGGCGACAGCUCGUGGCACUUCACGCCCAGCUGCGGCACCGACUUUGUCUACCACGACAUCGGCGCCGUCAUCGUGUACUCGUUCCACGACUGCAUGCAGGCCUGCGCGGCACACAACCACUUCUACGGGGAGAACCAGUGCGUGGUUGCGCACUUCUCCGCCGAGAUGACCAAUGCCAUCGCGAACGAUUACGGGAAUUGUUGGUUGAAGAAUGCGACGGAGACUGUGAUCGUGGGGGGGGGGGACUUGGUUGCUAGUGCGCAGUUGGUGACCUAGUGAGGGUGAGGUUAUCGAUAGAGUGUCUAUUCGCGAGUGAAGAUAUCCCAUUUUGGUUGGCGUAGCAUUGUGAUUAUAGCAUGGUGUUAGUUGUCACAACGGGAAUAUAAUUUUGGAGCGGGAGUUGGGCAGCAUUGAAUAUUGACGCCAGCCCAACUGGGACUUGCCUCUUCGUCUUCCCCAAUCUGACGCUGCGUGGCAAACAGCGGAUGAGGCAGUUUAAAGACAUCCUCUGAGAGAUGUUGACGCGCUUUAACGGGAUGAUUCUGCAGUACGAGGCUGAUUCUGUUGCUGAAAGGAUCC
This is a messenger RNA of Phialemonium atrogriseum, 1315 nucleotides long. RefSeq lists its product as uncharacterized. Bases 266 to 1012 code for a protein of 248 amino acids. The record is from RefSeq and is a predicted model, not a curated record. The transcript has 2 exons. NCBI's taxonomy places the organism in Eukaryota, Fungi, Ascomycota, Sordariomycetes, Cephalothecales, Cephalothecaceae.